UUCGAUGCGUCUAUAGUUAACCUGAUAUUAAUAGUACAGUAAGGAACAAGUUACGAACUCGGAACUCGGAAGUCACCGGAAGGUUACUGCAGAGCAAGGUAUAUAUUAUGAACAUUACCUGUGCCCGCGCAGUGCUCGUUAUAACGUGACCGUGACUUUUGUGUGAAUCGAAAACAUGCACCGAAUACUUUUGCUUGCCGUCCUAGGGUUAGCGAACGCUUACCCAGUACUAUUUAAUGAACCGCAUGUAGGUAUCGAAUAUGCUCCCCUAGCUCCAGUAGUACACUCACACCCUUCUGUAGAACUUAACGCAGCGAGUGAAGCACAACUUCCAAGGGAACUUCUUAAAUCAAAUGCCUUUUAUGAUAACCCGGCAAUUGCUGCUGGCUUGGCGAAAGAAUCGUGGUUUACUAAUAAGGAAAUGCAGGUGGUUGAGCGUGAGGCCGAAAAGAUACCGAGACAGAGGAUCUAUGACAUGGUGAAAGGAGCUGGUUUCCUUGAUCAACACUAAACAUUGAACUUUUUUUUCGGAUACGCAAAAUUAAUUUGCGUAUCAUGGGUUUUUAUUUAUAGCUGCAGUGACUUUUUCACACAUUAUUCUUUAAGCAUGAUUAUUUUGAUAGAAUAAAUAUUGUAUUUAUUUAAGGAGAUAAUGUUGUUGUAACCUUAGUUUGAAUGUUUGUUUCGUUGAUUAUAAGUAUUUUAAGUCGUACCUUUUAGUUUGUAAGCCUUGUAAAUAUGCGCGUGAUAUAAAUUUAGGGCGUCACCUUGUUUGAUUUAAUUAAACUUGAAUGUGUAAAAUUAUUUUCUGUGAUCUCGAACAAUAAGUACUAACGUAAGUUAUUGUUUCGUAUACUAUAUAUUGAAUAAAACAAUUAUUUGAUGUUUC
Pieris rapae (cabbage white) is the source of this 889-nucleotide messenger RNA. RefSeq lists its product as uncharacterized. The transcript has 2 exons. The coding region runs from base 176 to 511 and encodes 111 amino acids. The record is from RefSeq and is a predicted model, not a curated record. Lineage: Eukaryota; Metazoa; Arthropoda; Insecta; Lepidoptera; Pieridae.